Molecule: messenger RNA, 3629 nt
Organism: Hypanus sabinus (Atlantic stingray)
Lineage: Eukaryota; Metazoa; Chordata; Chondrichthyes; Myliobatiformes; Dasyatidae
Product: anillin-like
Exons: 24
Coding region: 177-2897 (906 amino acids)
Biological process (GO): mitotic cytokinesis; septin ring organization; actomyosin contractile ring assembly
Cellular component (GO): actomyosin contractile ring
Source: RefSeq, a predicted model, not a curated record
GGCGUUGGGCAAAGAUCCUUGGCUAAGGCGCAUGCGCGACAACGCGCGCCGGAAUUUAAACAGGAGGAAAGGCAGUUGGUGUGGACUCAGCGGCUGGAUUUGGGAGUGGUGGUGGAGGAAGAGGAGCUCUCGCUCGGAUUUAAGGCACUACAUUGAACUUGUGGUACAAAGCAAAAAUGUCAUCUCUCUGCACUGUGGAAGCAAUGUUGCGCAGUCCUUUGAAGCGCCUGAGACAGUCUCCUGCUGAUAAUGAAAAUGAUCCUCUGAAGAAGCAAAAGUUUCAGUCCUUGGAUGAAGAGAUAGAAAAUAUAAAUCCUUUGGGAUCAAAAUUUCGAGUCUGUGAGCAAGAGAUCAAGCCAGAUACUCCCAUCGUUCCCUCGGUAAAAUCACGACUCCAGAGACUGGCUGAACAGAAGAAAGAAUUGUGUUCUCAUGACACAAAAAAUGGAUUGGUUUCUCUAGAAGCGACCAGCUCCUGGAAUAAUGAACUUGCCAGGCCACCUAUUAAGAAGUGCAGAAAGGAUAAUGAAGAUGGCAGCAUUCUUUGUACAGAGGUGAAACAAUCAUUAAUCUCAAGCAGUGUUUUUGUGCAAACAGUUAAAGAAAAAUUUGAAGAGAUGACUAAUGAGAAGCAGAAUGAGGGACAAAUUGGAAACCACCUCAUCCCUGCAGUAACUCCAAGUACCAAAGCCAUUCAGGCAAUGCUGCUUCAGAAGUCUACGUCUAGUGCCUCUCGUGUUAUUUGGAUGAAAAAGGAGCGGGAACGGGAGCUUGCAAUACUUCGGGGAAAGACUGAAAGGAAGAAUGCAUGGGUAGAAAAGAUGUCAAAGUCCUGCAUGGGAAGAGAGGAAACUCCUAAGGAUAUUAACAUUCCAGAACAACAGGAAGAAAUGAAGGAAAACAAAGAAUCACAAGUGAACACUAUUCAUGACAAAGAUACCACUAUGGGGUUUGAGAACAUGGCGAAGUCUGAGGAGGUCCUCCAUAUUACUGAAGACAAUGAAUUGGGAUUAUCUUCUGAGGAAGCACCAACUAGCUCUGAGAUAAUUGAGUUGUUUAAAGAUGUAUUUGACACAGACCAUGCAAAUGAGCAAAUGGAGAAUAAAUCCAACCAAAUGGUGACAGAGUUGGAAAACUCUAAAACUGAAGCACAGAAUAAUGAGGUGAAAUCUGAGCAUAAGGCAAAAGAUGAAAAAGAAGAAGCUGAACUGACUCUUUCUAGUGCAACUGUGGUGCCUCCUAUUAUUAAAUCUGUCAAGUCAGAUGCAGUGGCUCCUCUGGCCUCAUUGCUAACAUCACUGAACAACAAUCUAUCUGAAUCCUGCUGCUCCAUCUAUUCCUCUCUCAAGCUGGAGAAUCCUGGGCAGAAUCAAAAUCCAACUGGGAGUAUUUCAUCAGAGGUGGAUAGCAUACCAUUCUACAGUAUUGAUUUGUACAGAUCUCAACGUCGUGGUGCUCUGCAGGCAGAAAGAAAAACCAAAGAAAUGAAUCAGAACAAUUCCCAGGGAGCCGCAGAAAGCUCCCAUUUUGCAACAAAGCAAAUCACUACAAAAGAGAAAAUAAAGAUACUUAAUGAUGAGAUUAAGAGUUUAAACAAAAUAAUGCAUCAGGCAAGCCAGGCACUCAACUGCUGUACAGACAAAGAACAUGGUAAAGGUUCACGUGAAGAAGCAGAAGCAGAGCGGCUUCUCCUUAUUGCUUCUGAGAAGCGUGUUGCACUUCUGUCUGAGCUGAAUCGACUGAAAAGAGAGGGAAAUGCUACAUCUCGAACUGAAGCAGCCCAGCCAACAAACGGUCCUGAGCCAUGUCGAGGCACUGUCUCCAUCUCUAACCUUCGCCUUCCUCUGAAAGCUGAAUUUGUGUGUUCAGCACAAUGUAAACAAGGAAAACCCAGCCAGUAUUUCUUACUGAUAAUCAAAUGUGGUCCACAUAACAUUGUUGCCACUCCAUUGGCAACAGCAGAGGAUGCUCACCAGGGUGAUACCAUUAUUUUCCCUACCAUCAUCACACUGGGUGACAUUCACUACAAGUUUGAAAUUGAUGUAGAGGUGUACAGCUUGGCUCAGACAUCAAAUGAAACUGCUACUACUGCAAAGCGUAGAUCAUCAAGAUCCAAGGUUAUGACCCCUAAAAAGCUUCUGACCUCUAUUACUAAUUGUGCUCCUCAAAAUCGAUCACCAGAAGGAAAAAGUUCAUGUUGUAUUCUUUUUCCUUUUCAGAAAACGAGCGUGCAGUCACCUGGAGCUAGUCCUACUGUCAGCCGUUCAAUUCGCGCCAGUAAGUUUGUACUGGUUGGGUCUCACACAAUUACUCUAGCAUCUCUGGGCAAAGAGAAGUUUGCAUUGGACAAAAUGAAGCUUGAUGGAAAAGUCAGGCAACUGCUUGGAGAUGAGUUUCAGAAUAAGGUUCCAUUCCUUUCUCCCCUUGAAGGUGGCAUCUAUUUGAAGUUGCAGUGCCAUUUUAACUCCUCUGUUGAGCAUUCAGGAUUCUUGACAAUAUUUCAGGAUGUGAGUGGGUUUGGUGCAUGGCAUCGUCGAUGGUUUGUGCUUUCUGGCGACGUGCUUUCCUAUUGGACUUACCCCAAUGAAGUGAAACACAAGAAACCUUUUGGCUGUAUUAACUUGGCUGACUGCACCAUGGAGAAGAUUGAACCUGCCAGUCGUGAGUUCUGUUCCAGGCCUAAAACCUUGGAGAUGAUCACAACACGACCUCAGUCGAAAGAUGAUUGUGAAAGUCUAACUGUUCAGUGUCAUAACAAUCUCUGCUUUAUUAAAUACUGGCUGUCAGCUGACACAAAGGAAGAGAGGAAUCAAUGGAUAGAGAAGCUUAACCAAGCCCUGAUCAAUCUCAGAACAUGGCAGCAGACACAACAAUCAGCACACAGUGAUAGAAUCUGAAUAUGGCUGACACUUCAACCGGUGAGCCAUUCUCAUGACAAGAAAUGGGAUCAGAGUUACUACAUUUUACAUUUAAGUGCUUUGCAAGUAGUUGACUGUAUAUCAAUCACUAUUAUUUGCUGCUAUUACUAACUGAAAUUAAUCCAAAUGUUUAUGUAAAAAAUAUAUAUUGUCUUGAACUCUUAUUUUUUACUCCAAGCAAUUUUCAAGCUUGAAUUUGUAUUGUGUAUUAUGUGCAAAUUAUGAACAAAGUCCAUGAAAUUCCAGGUUACUUUAAGUUAGCAUUCUCCCAAUGUGUAGUGCUAAGAAUGCCAAAGUAACCUUCCAGAUCAGUGCUAUUGACUCUACAUGAUUGUUGUCGGCUCUGAUUUAGCAGUUUUCCCCUUCAUUGCUACUCUUGAUAUACUUUGAGGAUGUCAAUUUUUUUAGGCCAUUACUAAAAAUGUGGAUAUAUUAUUUUUGAUAGAUCAGUCCUGGAAUUAAAACUAGGACUUGUAUAUGCCCCCUCAAAAGUGUUACCUGUUCUAGUUCAGAGUUAAUGAGUGGAUGAAGAAAUAAUUUUUUCAAAAAACUUUCAAUUAAUCACCAAGAACAUAUUUUUUAAUCUCAACAUCUUUGCAACAUUUAACUUUGCAUAUUAGUACUGUAAUCUGAAAUGUUUCUAUCCUUCUGCGAUUUCUAAAAGGUCCUAACUCUUGUAUACAUGUAAUUCAUUACAAAUAAAGCACACGU